Lolium perenne is the source of this 2371-nucleotide messenger RNA. RefSeq lists its product as uncharacterized. NCBI's taxonomy places the organism in Eukaryota, Viridiplantae, Streptophyta, Magnoliopsida, Poales, Poaceae. The record is from RefSeq and is a predicted model, not a curated record. Gene Ontology annotation, molecular function: protein binding.
UACAAACCGCCGCCGUCCGAACUCGCCUUCUCCUCUGCGCUUCACCACCGCCCUGCCCCCGCCGCUCCUAUUCCUCCAUGGUCGCCGGCGCGUGGCCGGCGGCUGCGGCGGCGGCGCGCGCGGCCGUGCGCACGCUCGGGCGCUUCAUCCCCCGCACCUACACCCACUCCACCACCACCGCCGCCGCCGCUGCCUCUCCGGCGCACACCCUCGAGGACUACAACCGCCUCCUGUCCGCCCUGGCGCGGGACGGCGACGGCGACGGGGCGCUGCGCGUGCUCCGCCUCAUGCGCCAAUCCCGCUCGCCCACCGCCUGCGCGCCCACGGCUGCCUCCUACGUCGCCGUCAUGUCGGCGCUCUCCAAGUCCGGGCGCCCCGCCGACGCGGCCGCGCUAUUCGACGACAUGCUCGCCCACGGCGUGGCCCCCGACCGCGCCGCCUUCUCCCUCCUCCUCCACAUCUACUCCUCCCACCUCGGCCUCCCCUCCGCGGCCCACUCCGUCCUCCUCUGGAUGUCCCGCCUUGGCCUCCCCCCAUCCCCCAUCGACUACGCCGACCUCGUCUUCUCCUUCUGCCGCGCGGGGCGCCUCCCGGACGCGCUCCAGGUGCUCGACGAAAUGCGCGCGCUCGGCUACCCGCUCACCACGCACGUAUACGCGCCGGUCCUCCAGGCCCACUGCGCCAACGGUGACAUGCGAUCCGCCGACGCGCUCAUCGCGUCCAUGCGCCUCUCCGGGUGCCACCCGGACGUCGUCAUCCACAACAUCUACGUCCACGGGCUGUGCAAGGUCGGGGAUUUCCGCGCCGUGGAGCGGGCCAUCGAGGAGAGUGGCCGGAACGGGUGGGUGCCGGACGCGGUGACGUACAGCACCUACAUCGCCGGGCUCUGCCGGUGUGGGCACGUCGAGGACGCGUUCCAGCAGCUGGAGGUCAUGGUGGCGAAGGGGCUGCAGCUGACGGUGGUCGGUCUGAACAUACUACUGGAUCACGCUGCACAGGAGCUAGAUAUGUCAGUGGGCAACGAGGUGCUGGAGCGGUGCGAGGAGCUGGGCUUUGAGGUCGAUGUCGUGACGUACAACACGGCCAUGGAUCAUUUUGGCAAGGAGAUGCAGUGGCUGCGCGUCCUCAAGUUAUUCGCGGAUCUGCUCAAGAAACCCAUAACACCUGACACGCAUACAUACAACAUUCUGAUCUCGGGCCUGUGCCGAGCCGGCAAGUUCAAGCUCGCCAAGUUCGUCUUCAGCUGCAAGGGGUUUGUGGCGGACACCGUGACCUGUAAUAUCCUGAUCCAUGAGUUUUAUGGUGCUGGAAAGGAGGAUGAGCUUGGUUUUUUGUUCUCUGAUAUCAACGCAGCGAAGAUUAUCCCGGAUACAAUCACGUACAAUACACUGGUUGAUUGUCUCUGUAGGUCUGGGAGGAGGUCCCAGGCCGCCAAUUUGGUCAGGCACAUCGAUGAAGGAUACCCUGCGGAGCCUGUAGCGCAUCUGACAUAUUGGCUGGUCAGGAGUGGGCAUGUUCGAGAGGCCUUGAGGCUUUUUGAUGACAUAGUAGCGAAAGGAAUCGUUUUGGAUGGCAGGGUUUUCGCUAAUGUGAUCAAGGCGUUUUGCCGAAAGGGUCCAGUGGAAUGUGCUGAUAUGACACAGUUGUGUUCUGUGUUGGAUAGGAUGCUUGGGAUUGGAUGAUCCUUCUCUUCGCAUGACACAGCUGAAGCCCAUAACACCCGACGUGCAGACAUACAACAUUUUGAUUUGAUGCCUAUGCCGAGCUGGCAAGUUCCAGCUCGUCAAGUUCGUUUUCAGCUGCAUGGGGUUUGUGGCGGGCACUGUGACCUGUACCAUCCUGCUCCAUGAGUUCUACGGUUCCGUAAAAGAGGAUGAGCUUCCCUUUUUGUUCUUUAAUAUCAAAACAGUGAAGAUUAUCCCAUAUAUAAUUUUUUUUUGCGAAUAGUCCCAGAUAUGAUCACAUACAAUAUACUUGUUGAUUGCCUCUGUUGGUCUGGAGGAAGUCCCAGGCCACCAAUUUCGCCAGCCACAUUGAUGAGGGCCCCUGCGGAGCCUGUAGCGCAUCUGAUAUAUUGGUUGGCUAGGAGUGGACAUAUGGGAGAGACUGAGAUUAUUUGAUGAUAUACUAGCAAAGGGAGUUCCUUUAGCUAGCAGGGUAUAUGCUAAUGUGAUCAAGGCAUUUUGCAGAAAGGGUACAGUGGUUGCACGGACAUGACACAGCUGUGUUCUGUAUUGGAUAGUAAGCUUGGGAUUGGUUGAUCUUCUUGCUCUUACAUAGAUUGGUUGGCUUCAUUUUUUAAGUUUGUAUUGUUGUAUUAGUUUGUAGGAAACAACAAUUGAAAGUAAAAUACCUGUUUCAUUUGUCUUCA